Meleagris gallopavo (turkey) is the source of this 1555-nucleotide messenger RNA. The record is from RefSeq and is a predicted model, not a curated record. Lineage: Eukaryota; Metazoa; Chordata; Aves; Galliformes; Phasianidae.
GUUAAAGAGAAGUGGUAGUUUUUCAGAGCGUUCAGCUUUCCCCUUUUCUCCCUUCUCAGGGCUCAAAAUGAAUUUAUGCAGUGUGGGAGAAAAAUAAGCUAAGAGCAAAGGUUACCAUUCAAUCUCAAAAUUUAAAUAUUCUUCCUGUUCCUUAGCGUGAAGCAGCGGGUUUAACACCACAGAGCUCAAAAAGCCAGACUAAGAUCACCUAAAGAGCAGCUAUAAAAGCCAUGACAUUUUAACAAUUUUUGUCUCUUUGAUUUUCUUCUCCUCUCUAUUAUUUACUUUAAGUCUUGGACUGCAUUGGCUGUGUUGGGUUUUGUAGAUUUUGUUUUUAUUUACACUGUUAAAACUCAAAUCAAAUAUAUGGGGAGGGAAGACAGUGUCUCUCCCAUCUCUUAACCUCCUUGUGCAAUAAAGGAGCAAGAGUCAUUUCCUGCAGUUCUGUCAAACCCAUCUACCCAAAUGUAUUCUCACGUGUAAACAACUUCUAGACCUUUCUCCAAGGCUCUCCCAAAAAGCAGGGAGGGAGAAGAGGUGUUGAUUGUUCUUCAGCAUCAUCCAGCUUCACUGUAAGAAACGUUCAUCGCUCCUCCCUGUAUAUUUACCUGCCUUAUGAUGUGGGCAUUUGCUUCUCACCCAGGAGGCGGAAAGUCACAUAGAGAUGGAAAUGGAGAUGGUGUCCAGUACCAGUCCCCCUGAGAGAACCAUUGCCAAGGCAGCAGCACCAAGCAACCACCAGCUGGUUGUGCCCGUUGCCUCAAGCCGGUGCACCUUGGACAGCCCUGGGAAAGUAGAGAAGAAUGGACAUGCCAAAGAAAAUCUGCACACAGCCAAGGUCUUUGAGAUCCAGUCCAUGCCUAAUGGCAAGACGAGGAGCACUCUUCUCAAGGCUAUGAACAGGAGGAAACUCUCACAGCAGAAGGAGAAGAAAGCCACCCAGAUGCUAGCCAUUGUACUUGGUGUUUUCAUCAUCUGCUGGCUCCCAUUCUUCAUCACUCACAUCUUGAACAUGCACUGCGAUUGCAACAUCCCCCCAGCAAUGUACAGCGCCUUUACGUGGCUUGGAUAUGUCAACAGUGCUGUCAAUCCAAUUAUUUACACCACCUUCAAUAUUGAAUUUCGCAAGGCUUUCAUGAAGAUCCUCCACUGUUAAAAGUAAAAACAUUAACCACAAUUUUACGAAUGAGAAAAAGAAACCAAUGCCAUUCACGCGCACAAACAGGCAGCCAUGAAGAGAUCUUGAGCUCUUGUGCUGGACAUGAGGAGCGCAGUGCGAUGGAGUGCCGUGCCCACACACCUCUUGGCAGGGACAUCAUGGGGACCUUCAUGCUGAGGUUCUCCCACUCCUUGGGGCGACCUUUGGGCUCCGGGACAUCCAUCCCAGGGGCAUGUCUAAGAGUUACUCUCACACUGUGUUUGAAGUGGAAGCAAAAAUCGAGACACACUCGCUUGAUUCUUGCCUGUGGCCAUCUAACCUUGAGUGCAUUAAACACAGACACUCGCAGAGCCGCGUGCAGGCAGUGAUGAGUCACUGCUGCUGGCUCGUGCAUGG